Messenger RNA from Macadamia integrifolia, 1950 nucleotides. RefSeq names its product probable polyamine transporter At1g31830. NCBI's taxonomy places the organism in Eukaryota, Viridiplantae, Streptophyta, Magnoliopsida, Proteales, Proteaceae. The record is from RefSeq and is a predicted model, not a curated record. Gene Ontology annotation, molecular function: transmembrane transporter activity. Gene Ontology annotation, cellular component: membrane. The transcript has 2 exons. Bases 414 to 1829 code for a protein of 471 amino acids. Gene Ontology annotation, biological process: transmembrane transport.
ACCAGUGGGACGGUUGCGGCGCAUUUUAAGUGGAAGCACCAGGGAGUGUACACAUCUUCGAUUUUGUUGUCGCGUUCUUCUGAAAUGGUAGAGCCAAAUCCCAGAACCAGAGGAGGGUACUUUCUAGAGCAUGAGAUUUCAAUUUCAUCAAAGGUGUCUCUUUCCGCUAAAGCUCGUACGGCUUGGAAUGGUUACAAAAGAUCGAAACCCUAACUUUUCCUUUUGUGAUCGGGCUAUGGAAGAUAAGUAGAGAAUUUUCCCCUUAAAUGGUUAGUAGAAUUUUUCAUCAAAGCUGUAUCAUCUGUCGGUGAUGAAUUAUAGUUCCUCACCCCCUCUCGCUGUUUGAUUGAUUUACAUCGAGCAAGUAUUUCUUGAAAUUUCGGAACACUGCAAACAGACAAGCCUCUGUUCAGAUGGGAGAGUACAAUGGUGUAGCAUACGUGGGUAUUGAUGAGGCAAUUCCUCCCAGGGUUGAUAACUUCAAGAAGGUUUCUGUUCUACCUCUUGUUUUCCUCAUAUUUUAUGAGGUAUCCGGGGGUCCCUUUGGUGUGGAGGACAGUGUUCAGGCAGCUGGCCCCCUUCUAGCCCUUCUUGGGUUUCUGGUUUUCCCAUUCAUAUGGAGUGUUCCUGAGGCCCUAAUAACUGCUGAAAUGGGUACUAUGUUCCCAGAGAAUGGAGGAUAUGUUGUUUGGGUCUCAUCAGCUCUGGGACCAUAUUGGGGUUUUCAGCAAGGUUGGAUGAAAUGGCUAAGUGGUGUCAUUGAUAAUGCACUAUACCCAGUUCUGUUUCUGGAUUAUCUGAAAUCAGCAAUCCCAGCUUUAGGUGGUGGCUUACCAAGGAUAGCGGCCGUGUUAAUAUUGACUGUGGCUCUCACUUACGUGAACUACAGGGGUUUGACAAUUGUCGGAUGGGCCGCUGUGCUCUUAGGGGUGUUCUCAAUUCUCCCUUUUGUGGUUAUGGGGUUCGUGGCAAUCCCAAAACUGAAGCCCUCAAGAUGGUUAGUUGUAAACCUGCACAAUGUUGAUUGGGGUUUGUACCUUAACACUCUCUUCUGGAAUCUGAACUACUGGGACUCAAUUAGUACUCUUGCUGGAGAGGUUGACAACCCAAAGAAAACUCUCCCAAAGGCUCUCUUUUAUGCUUUGAUCUUGGUUGUUCUUGGAUAUUUUUUCCCUCUUUUGAUUGGUACCGGAGCUAUUCCACUUGACCGUGAUUUGUGGACAGAUGGUUAUUUCUCAGACAUUGCUAAAAUUUUAGGUGGAGUGUGGUUGAGAUGGUGGAUUCAAGGAGCUUCUGCAUUGUCUAAUAUGGGUAUGUUUGUAGCUGAGAUGAGUAGUGACUCUUUCCAACUUUUGGGGAUGGCAGAACGUGGGAUGCUUCCUGAGUUCUUUGGCAAGAGGUCUCGUUAUGGAACCCCUUCAAUGGGAAUAUUGUUCUCGGCUUCGGGGGUUAUUUUGUUGUCAUGGCUGAGCUUUCAAGAGAUUGUAGCUGCUGAGAACUUCCUGUACUGUUUUGGAAUGAUUUUGGAGUUUGUGGCAUUUGUGAGGUUGAGGAUGAAGUACCCAGCUGCCUCAAGGCCAUUUAAGAUUCCAGUGGGGACAGUUGGAGCCAUUUUGAUUUGUAUUCCUCCAACUGCAUUGAUCUGCGUGGUUUUAGCUCUUGCUUCUCUUAAGGUUAUGGUAGUAAGCUUAGCAGCUGUGGUGAUUGGUCUUGUUAUGCAGCCUGGUCUCAAGUACAUUGAGAAAAAGAAAUUGGUCAAGUUCUCUGAAAGUUCUGAUCUUCCAGAUAUUAAUCAAAAUCAUGAGAGUACUGAAUCCUUAGUGGAUUGAACAAAUGUUUAAACUUGAUGCGAAAUGACUAUCCUGAGUAUGUUGCAAACCAUUGUAUGCUUCAACACUCUUACAUUUCAUGUUCCCGAAACGGAUCCUAUCAAAUAUUUCACAUUUUCUA